UACCUGAGCAAUAACUCAGGAUACAAAUAGCAGCAUUAUACUCCCUAUCAACACUCUGUUUCUCUUUCUCUGUCUCGCACCUCAGCCGGAUCGACUGGACCAGACCUCACAGAUUGGACACAAUGAGUCCGAAGAAUGUCAUCUUUAAGAAAGCGUGCAAAGACAAAUCGGUGGCUGUGUAUAUGGGGAGACGUGAUUUUGUUGAUCACGCCGAUUCAGUGGAUCCAGUAGAUGGAGUUGUUCUAAUAGACCCCGAGCUUCUGAAAGGCAAAAAAGCAUACGUCACCCUGUCCUGUACGUUCCGCUACGGGAGGGACGACAUGGAUGUGAUGGGAAUAGCGUUCAGGAGAGACAUUUACCUCUCCACCCGGCAGAUCUACCCCUCUCUGCAGGAUAAGGAACAGUGCACUCUGACCAAAGUGCAGGAGAAACUGCUACGCAAACUGGGCUACAACGCAUACCCCUUUUUCUUUGAGUUCCCUGAUAAUCUGCCUUGCUCCGUGGGACUGCAGCCGGCUCCUACCGACGUGGGCAAGCACUGUGCUGUCGAGUUCGAAGUGAAGGUCUUCAGUGCUGAGAACCUGGACGCUAAAGUCCGCAAGAGGAGUACAGUACGUCUGAUGAUCCGUAAGGUCCAGUACGCUCCAGAGAAACCUGGUCCAGCGCCUUCGGUCUCUAUCACUCGUGACUUCCUCAUGUCAGACAAACCCCUGCACGUGGAGGCGUGCCUGCAGAAGCAAACGUAUUAUCACGGAGAGCCGAUCAAGGUACGAGUAAGCAUCAAUAACGAGUCUAACAAGAAUGUGAAGAACAUUAUUCUUUCUGUGGAUCAAAUCGCCAACGUUGUUCUGUACUCCAACGACAGCUACAUGAAGUCAGUGGCCACAGAGGAUUCUGGAGACACCUUGGGUCCAGGUGGGAAAAUGGAGAAGGUAUACACACUGCUCCCCCUGCUGGCUAACAACCAGGACAGGCGAGGAAUUGCACUGGAUGGAAAACUCAAGCAUGAAGACACCAAUCUGGCCUCCACUAGCAUAAUUAAAGAGGGAGUCUUGAAGGAGGUCUUGGGGAUUCUGGUGUCCUACAGAAUCGCAGUAAAGCUCAUCAUUGGAGGGCUGAUGGGAUCCAGUGAGAUCGGGCUGGAGCUGCCGUUCCAACUGAUGCACCCGAAGCCUGAAUCAGUGAGAGAAAGCGAGACGGAUGACGACAUGGUGUUUGAAGAUUUCAAGCGCUCGUUUAUGAAGGGCGUGACAGAGGAUGACGAGGAAGGGAAUAUUUCUGCUGGGGAGCCUUGAGAAACCUCCGAGGAACCAAUCGCUAGCUGGAAUGCUAGCUAGAUGGCCGACCUUCUGGAGUUGUAGAGAGAGGAGCGAGUUAGAGAGCGCUCAACUCUGAACGUCUGAAUUACAUUGAGAUGAGAUGUUGCAGACUUCCUGUAGUGGACUAGUAAAAAAAAAAAAAAAAAAAAAAACUGGCUCUCGAUCUUGAAUCUUUUGCCAGUCGUUUUAUGUUCAGUCGUAGUUUUUUAAAUGGUUCCAAAUUGAUAUACUGUAAGUCCACAGAAUAUGGCCAGUGAUUUUAGACCUU
Messenger RNA from Tachysurus fulvidraco (yellow catfish), 1587 nucleotides. It is a transcript of the gene saga, whose product is annotated as S-antigen; retina and pineal gland (arrestin) a. Gene Ontology annotation, biological process: signal transduction; G protein-coupled receptor internalization. Gene Ontology annotation, molecular function: G protein-coupled receptor binding. The transcript has 16 exons. Gene Ontology annotation, cellular component: photoreceptor outer segment; photoreceptor inner segment. The coding region runs from base 123 to 1295 and encodes 390 amino acids. Lineage: Eukaryota; Metazoa; Chordata; Actinopteri; Siluriformes; Bagridae. The record is from RefSeq and is a predicted model, not a curated record.